AUGUAAACUGGGAAUCAAUAGCCUUAGUUUGGGUAAAAAAGUCCUUCAAAAAGUGGGGAAUCAAGGAAUCAGCCACGCUUAAAAUUAUAAUCAAAUGACAAUGGCAUACUCAAGCCUGCCGGCUCAUUCAAUAUUUCUGAAGCACUUCCAUCAAGUAGAGAUGAAACGAGAAAAAGUAACUAUAAUAAUAUUUAAAGUGAAAACACCGCUUCAAACAGCAAUCCAUCUCGCAACAGACCUGUCUAGAGAAUGGUAACUAACAUCCUUGGUCAAUAUUCUGCUGAAACUUCCUCAAUUGUGAAAAACACAACCGUUAAAAGCAAUUAGGAUCCUUCUAACACUGAAUUAAAGCGGAUGAUCAAAAUAAUGAAUAAUCUAACUGACCAUGGAUUGCAAAUCUAUAUUUAACUUCCCAUAUUUCUUGCCACUCUCACAGUCUCUGGUCAAGAUAAAAUAAUUGAAAUUGCAAAUACCUCUUUCUUUACGAUACAUUGUAGACUUUCGAUUCUGAUGAUGAUAUUUUUUGCGGUCUAUUUUACUCUUCUUAACCAUAACCACCUAAAUAAUAAUAAUAUGAUUCUCUUGAGAAGGCUCCGAAAGACAUACACUACAUAAGGGGAGAUUUCUGAAUAACAAAUGCAUAGACUUUUUGCAUACCUAUAAAGUCUGGUAGAUUUGAUUUGCUAAUUCAUUAACUAUCUUUUUUACUUGAAAUCUCUUUUUGUUGAGGAUAAUAAGAAUUUGCAUUAUACUCAGAAAUUCAAGAGACCUCAAUUAUUUAUAUCGCCCGUCACAAACUAAUCUAAUGAUUCCUAGUUUCAAACAUUGGAGGCCAAUUCAAAUAAAGUAAAUGAUGAUAGAAAUAUAGAUAGAUUCAAUAAUAUAACCUUUGCUUCUACAGUUAAUCGCCAAUGCAUAAAUAGCACUGGAAAGCUAAGUUAUGACAAAACCUAGGGUAGAGAUCAAAUAAAUAUGAAACAUUUCACCUUUGCCUAAUCUAUAGAGUCUAAAGAAAAUAAGUCAUUUAAAAAUGAGUCAUCAGAAAUUAACAUAAGUAGCUUGAGUAACCAAAAAGAGAGGCUUUUGUAAAACGAAGAUGAAUUGGUAAGGGAACAGGAAAGUGCUAAGUUCAGCAUGUCAUCUAAUGAUUUUAGUCUUAGAAAAGAAAGAAAUUCUGAAUAAAAAGGCGAUUUUGAGAUUUAUAGCUCCAAAGCUAUUAACUAGAAUGGUUCUAAUUAGAAACUUUACCUAAAGAGUUAAUCCUAGCUUAUCUCUCAUGGUUAAGGCUUAAGCCCAAGUUAAAGAUAUCUUGGAGAUAAAAUAUCAGAGUAAAAUGAAGAUGAGCAAUCGUAAAUCUCUCCCACGAAUUAGGAUGUCAAAGAUCAACCUUAAAAUCUUAGAAGCACACUAAAAUCUUACAACAUUUAAGUUAUCAAUGAUUCUAUCAGCCAAGAGGAAGUUAGAGAUAUCACUGUUCAUCCAGUCCGCAAAAGAAGCAAUAGAAAAUGCUAGCUUAAAGAUCUACACAAGCUUUAAUCACAAGAAUAUUCAAUUGGAUAAUUCCCACCGUCAAUAAUGGAUAAUCAAUACUUAAGGCCAGUAAAUCCAAAUAAUAGCAAAGAAAAACAAAAAACAUUUUAAAUGAUGCAAGUCCAUUCGCAAGGUAGUUUUAAAAGCUAGAAAAGUGGUGCUGGCAAUAAAAUUGACCUCUAAUUUCAAGGAAAAAACCUUAGGUUUAAUAAAAAGAUAUCUUAACAAUUAGUUGAUUUCCCCUUAGAGUCUGCAAGAAGCUCAUUCGUAAGUACUUCAUCUCCAACUUACACCUAAACAUCAUUUUUGAAUGAAAAUUUUGACUUUGGAUUCUUGAAAAAUAACUACAAAAUUACACCAAUUAAUUUCAACCAGAAAAAACCUGGAAAUAUGAAUUAAGAGUUCAUAAUAUCAGAUUAUUAGAAAUUCGAAAUUCGAAAGUCACUAAAUUGGUUAGGUGCAAUGUAUAUGAUUGGAUUUUGGAUCUACAUUUUAAUGAUAAGAGAAUAUUAUUUGCAACAGAAUUUCUUUUUUUAAUACUGUGUUUAUAACUUGAUUUAUUUGAAAAAUAACUUCAUUUUUCAUUCAGAGCUACUAAAAAUCGUAACUUAUGUAAUGUUUUUCUGUACUUUGCAAUAUUAAGUUAAUGAUGAGAAGAUAAGUUUUUAAGAUAAAGUUUUCCAUGUAGUAGUAAAUGGUUUGUUUGUGUACUUAAUGAUAAAUUACCAAUAUAGUUAUAGCAGGAAAUACCAAAUAACAAAAUAAAAAAUUAAUUAGAUCAUUCAAAGUGACAAUCAUUUUAAAAAUCUUGUGUAGCUUAUUCCCUAUGGAAUUGCUGUGCUCAAUUUAGAAGAUGUAUCACAUUAUAACAACCCAUUUGGAAAAGUACUUGGCAUUAAAAAGCAAAAAGAAGUAUUAGGUGCUCUCACCAGAUUCCAAAGGAAGCUAACUUUAAAUGAGAACUCAAGUUAGCAAUAAAAUCUUAAUAAUAUCCAAAAUAGUUAAACCUCAGGAGGAACUAAAAAGAGUAAAUACACUAAUCUUAAAGAGGAUCUCAACUUUAUUCUCAAUAACAAAGAAGCCACAUUUAAGGAAACAGAUCACAUUUUCGAUAUAUUCUUUUUAGACAAAGAAGAAGCAUUUAUAAAAAGAAAUUCCUCAAUCAGAGAAACACCCUCUUCAAUAAAUAAUAGAGCAUAGUCUUACCAUGAUUCACACAAUUCUACAGUGAUAUAGGCCAGAAAGUACUAUAGCAUAUCUAUAUCUCCGAUUGAUUGGAAUGAUAAACCAUGUUUACUAUUAACUAUUAAGGACAUUACUCAUGAGAUGAUUAUUGAUCAGAAAAAGAUAGUAGAUAGACUGAGGAAUAUGAUAUUUAAAAGUUUUUCUCACGAGCUAAAAACUCCUUUGAAUGGUAUAAUUAUGAGUUUGGAUACUUCAAUUAUUCUUUCAAAGAGAAUAAAUCAGUCUAUUGUAAGGAAUUACCAAGGAUGGCAAGAUGAAUCUAUAAAUUAAGGAAAGUAAUUGAGGUUAUCUCUCAAAAUCAUGAAAUCAUGUGCUUAUGUCUUGAAAAAUAUAAUGCAUGAUUUCUUCGAUUACAACUAAUUAUAGAACAAUGAAUUAGUUUUAAACAUUAAAGAAUUUGAUCUCUUAGAAUGUAUUCAUGACAUUGAAAAGAUAGUAAAACACCAAAUCUAAGAUGAUAGAGUAUAAUUUGCAUGCAAGAUAGAAUUCUAAAACACAGGUGGUUUGGUACAGGCUUAAAAUCAAACUAGAGUAUCAAUGGUUGCUGACCGAGACAGACUUCAGCAGAUACUUUUGAAUCUAUUGAUGAAUGCAAUUAAAUUUACAAGUCAGGGGAAAAUUGAGCUGGAAGUUUAUGUUAAGUAAAAUCCUCAAUAUGUUAAGUUUAGAGUCAAGGACACUGGCGUUGGUAUUGAAGAGGAGAGAUUGCCUUAUAUAUUCAAUUUAUUUGAAAAGAAUGAGAAACAAAACAUUUAGAAAUAUCUUUCUACUAAGAGAAAAUCUGCUAGAAUGGGACUUCCUAUCAGUUAAAAUUUAUGCUAGUAAAUGGGUGGAAAAAUCAUUGUGAAAUCAAAGUUAGGAAAUGGAUCAAUCUUCACUUUUGCAUUACCAUUAAAAAAUUAAGACCGUGAAAUUUUUCUGCUCUAGCACAAAAGCACUUCAGACUAUUAAAAUAACAAAGAAAUAUCAGAUUGCUCCAGUGCUAUUUAUCCAGUUUCGCCUUUAGACAUUAGAAAGAGAUGCAGUUUUGAAGAGAAUAAAUUAAAUUUAGAGUAAAAUGGAGAAAAUCCAACUAGAAUCUACCUUGAUAUAAAUUAAAAUAACUGCUUAAUGGAUACACUUGACCAACAAAGAUUUAAAGAUUAAGAUGAUAUUUAAAAUGCCUUCAAACUUGGUCAAAAAAGUUAUAGUAGUAAGCAAGAGUUUAAGAAAAGCAAUUCUAAGGAAUUUUUCAUAGACUCAAAAAAGAAGCUAGGUGCUUUUGAUUUGGUCUUUAAAUCACCCAAUUCUAAGGACCAGAAUUUUAAAUUUCUAUGGAAUAAUUCUCUCAAUGAUGAAUAAGAUGAUACACCUACACCCAAAUUAAUGCACUCGAAUACUAAUAUUGAGUAAGCUGCGAAAUACUAAGAAUUGUAAAAAGAUAUGUUUUCUCCAACUAAAAUAAGGAAAAUGAGGACAGCAAAUAAUAAUAAUACUAAAUCAACUACUGUCAUUAAUGAUAUAUCAACUAGGCAAAACUUGACAAGUAGUUAAGAUGCAAGUAAUUAAAGGAAGGAAUUCUUCACAGUUGAGUAAGUCAGCACAAGCAAAAAUCAGAUAAUUAAUCCUUAAAUUGAUGAAGCUCUAAACUAAGACCAGAAAAAAGAUUCUGAUUCAAAAUAAAAAGAUCAAUACCUUUCACCAGAAGAAGUUUAAUUUAUUCAAUAGAAUUCUAAUUUCAGCUUCUAAAAUUAUCUGAAUUAGAAGAAAAUAACACCAACUAAAGGAAAUAAUGGGAAUAAUACAUAAUCUAAGCCUAAUCGUUAAUUUUCUAUUGGAGCAGAUAAUUAAAGUGAUACUGGCUCUGUCUCGGAUGUAGCUACAAAUUAAAUAAUUUAAAGUCCUUUGACAAACGAACUUUAGAAUUUCAGAAUAAUUGAGACCAUUGAAGAUUCAAAAGAAGAAUAGGAGGAAAAUAAAGACUUCAAAUUAGUAGAAUUCGAUUACAAUGAUAAUUAAAAAAGCUAUGCUUCUAUUCUAGCUCAUGCGAAGAGAAAAAGACUUUCUAAAAGGGUCACAUAAAAAAUGAGCCAACAGCUAAGGAUAGGAGAUCAGACAUUUUCCAACAAGGAUUUUUUAAAAAUUAAGGAUUUUGAAAGCACCUUAAACCAUCAAGAGUUUUAAUUGAAGAUUUAAUCUUAAGAUAUGACACCAAUAGACCUAGAUAGGGAACUUCUUGAUUUUUAAGAUGACUGCUAAGUAGAUUCUGAGAGGUAUGGCUAUUCUCGCUAUGACCCUUCAAGAUAGUUAUAAAAAAAGGCAGCGCAAGUAUUAUUCGACCCUUAGCUUAAAGAUUAGUAAGAAUUCAAGAUAGGACCUGAUUAAAUGCUAAAUAAGCUAGAAGAGUCCGUAAAACCUAAUCAAGUAGAUAAUGAUAGUUCUCCUCAUAUGUCAUUGAUGACUGUUCGAGAUAAGAAUGAUAAAAGUCCUCGGGAAGCAUUUUAAAAUUUGAUAAUCCCCAAAAAGUAAAAAGAUCUAAUGCUCUAACCUCGGGGGAAAUCUGAUGAUAACUACUAGUUUUUACCAUAAAAGCAUUUAAAUUAAAAAUUAGAAGGGGAAAAUAAUACUCUAUCAAGCUAAAAUUUAAGAAGCAACUCAAAUUUUAACAGAAGAAUUACUUGGAUUAAUAACGAGUCAAAUUAUUAAGAAGAACUAAAAAUAGAUGAUUCAAUACUAUUCAAAGAUAACAAUAACCAAGAUUCCGUUUAAAGUUUCUCAAUAAAAGUUGAUAAAUCAUAAAUCAAUUCUUAAAACUCUUCCAAAAAACGUCCAUAGAAAUUCUCAUUCUGGCCUAAUUCAAACGUCGACCUGAUGCUUCCAGGACUUAAUGCUAGAGAUUAAACAGACAUUCAAAUAAGAGAUAAUAAACAAGAUGAAUUCUACUCGUCUCCUCCAAGAUAAAGAGACAACUCUAACUAAUCAUAUAGAAAUUACAAUAACAGUAACUAGAAUAAUCAGAGUAACAUCAUUUUUACUCAUAGUCACCCAGGAACUCCAAUCAAUUCUUAGAUUUAAGAGCAGCCUCCUCAUUAAUGCCCUGUAGUUAUGGUUGUUGAUGAUAUUUAGACUAAUAGAUUUGCUAUUGAACAAAUGCUCUUGCUAAUAUUUGAUAUUAAGAGUUUGCUAGCUUAAAAUGGAUAGGAAGCUAUUAAUAGGAUCAAAGAGUUCUAUAGGCAAAAGACUUGUAACUGUAUUGGUCUUAAGGCAAUCUUAAUGGACUUAGAGAUGCCCGUAAUGAAUGGGAUAGAUGCUACAAUAGAGCUGAGGAGAAUGAUGAGAUAAAAAAAGUUACCUGAAAUUCCUAUUAUUGCAGUGACUGCUUACUUAGAUGAAAGAGAAAACUGUAUCGCCAACGGUAUGAAAGAUUUCAGUAAGUUUCUAUAAAAUUAUUUAACUUAUAUAGUGGUUAAACCUAUUUCUAAGCAAAUGUUGAAGGAAUUUAUAAGGAAAUUUGACAUUGUUUGA
Stylonychia lemnae is the source of this 6279-nucleotide messenger RNA. NCBI's taxonomy places the organism in Eukaryota, Ciliophora, Spirotrichea, Sporadotrichida, Oxytrichidae. The record is from the annotation of a GenBank genome assembly.